UCAAAUAAAUCGCGUGGCGGUGGCGUUAUUGUUGUUUUAUUUUGUUUUUGUGUGUUUAUUUACAAGUAAAUAGCUUAAUUUAUACAGAACUUUAAACUUAAGUCUCUACUAAAUUUAUUAGACUAAAGUUUAUGUUAAGAAUAAACAGUUUUUAACAGAGAAAUGAAUAUUAUAUGACACAUUUUGCAAGUGUUGUGAUCCACAAAAGUUAAUUUUUAGCUACGCGGUACGCCUUACGUUGUAUAUAUUUUGAGUCUUCUAUAAACAUGGAUGUAGCUGACACUUAUGCUACUCAAAGCCAAGUAAAGGAUGAGGUUGGAGUUCGGUGCCAGAAAUUGUUUCAAGAUUUCUUAGAAGAGUUCAAAGAAGACAAUGAGCUAAAAUAUGAAAAGCAUGCCAAAGAGCUUCUCAAACCAGAACUAAGCACUUUAGAAGUGAGCUUUGAUGAUGUAGAGAAGUACAACCAAAAUCUCGCCACAACCAUUAUUGAAGAGUACUACAGGAUAAACCCAUUCCUGAACCAGGCUAUACUCAACUAUGUACUGAGUCUCGCUGAAACAGGUAUGAAAAAAGACUUGCAAGACAAAGAGUGCUAUGUUUCAUUUGUUGAUGUACCAACAAGGCACAAAGUGCGUGAACUAACGACCGCAAAGAUAGGCACACUGAUCAGGAUAUCGGGACAGAUUGUGAGAACACAUCCAGUACAUCCAGAACUUGUGUCGGGCACAUUUGUAUGCUUGGACUGCCAGACCGUCAUCAAAAAUGUUGAACAGCAGUUUAAGUACACAAUCCCAACGAUAUGCCGCAACCCAGUGUGCGCAAACCGACGCCGUUUCAUGUUAGACGCAGACAAGUCUGUGUUUGUGGACUUCCAGAAGAUCCGCGUGCAGGAAACCCAGGCCGAGUUGCCGCGAGGCUGCAUUCCCCGGUCGCUCGAGGUUAUCCUCAGAGCUGAGGCGGUGGAGUCUGUCCAGGCUGGGGACCGCUAUGAUUUCACAGGAACUCUCAUAGUAGUACCAGACGUAGGCUCCUUGUCAUUACCGGGAGCUAAGGCGGAACUGACGACACGGACGCGACAGGGCAACGACGGCCAGAUGGAGGGCAUCAAGGGUCUCAAGGCCUUGGGGGUUCGGGAGCUGCACUAUAAGACAGCAUUUUUGGCGUGCAGCGUGCAAGCGACAUCGCGUCGGUUCGGCGCGGCGGACGUGGCCACCGACGACCUCACCUCGGAGGACAUGCGCAAACAGAUGACUGAUAAGGAGUGGGAUAAGGUAUACGAAAUGUCUCGAGAUAGGAAUCUGUAUAACAACUUGAUCGCUAGCCUGUUCCCGAGCAUACACGGCAACAACGAAGUCAAAAGAGGAAUCUUACUUAUGAUGUUUGGUGGCGUCGCCAAAAAUACUGUAGAAGGAACAACUCUUCGCGGCGACAUAAACGUGUGUAUAGUGGGCGACCCAAGUACAGCCAAAUCUCAGAUACUGAAGCAAGUUAGUGAAAUCACACCCAGAGCAGUGUACACGAGUGGCAAAGCCUCGUCCGCGGCUGGUCUCACCGCAGCCGUCGUCAAGGAUGAGGAGUCAUUUGACUUUGUGAUCGAAGCCGGCGCUUUGAUGUUAGCUGACAACGGAGUAUGUUGUAUCGACGAGUUUGAUAAGAUGGACCUCGGGGACCAGGUCGCUAUCCACGAGGCUAUGGAACAACAGACUAUUUCACUGGCUAAGGCUGGAGUACGAGCAACCCUAAACGCGCGAACAUCUAUACUAGCAGCAGCCAACCCUGUAGGGGGCCGAUACGAUCGAGCGAAGUCACUCCAACAGAACGUGGCGUUAAGUGCCCCCAUCAUGUCAAGAUUUGAUUUAUUCUUCAUACUAAUCGAUGAAAGCAGUGAAAUGGUUGACUAUGCCAUUGCAAGGAAGAUCGUGGACUUGCAUUGUAAUAAGGAAGAGACUUAUGAUUGUGUGUAUUCGAGGGACGACUUGCUAAGAUAUAUUGCUUUUGCGAGGUCUUUCAAACCUCUUAUUACUGAGGAGGCGGGUAAACUCCUAGUGGAGUACUUCAACUCGUUGCGCGCACGCGGCGGGGCGGGCGGCGCGGGCGCAGCGAGCGGGGCUUGGCGGAUCACGGUGCGGCAGCUGGAGUCUAUGGUGCGACUCUCCGAGGCCCUCGCCAAGAUGCAUUGUAGCGGCCAUGUUACUCAACAUCAUGUGCACGAGGCACACAGAUUACUAAACAAAUCUAUAAUCCGAGUGGAACAGCCUGACAUACACUUGGACGAAGAGGACCCGCAGUAUGAGCCUAGUAUGGACGUGGACCACGACACGCCCAAUGGCACCAGCGGCGAGGAGCAAGUGAAUGGAGAUCAAGCAUCCAAAAAGAAGCUCACACUAUCCUUCGAGGAAUACAAGACUCUAAGUAACAUGCUAGUAGUGUUCAUGAGGAAAGAGGAAGCCAAGGCUGAGGCCAAUGGGGAAGAAAGUGCGGGCAUGCAUAAGAGCGCUGUGGUGAGCUGGUAUCUAGAGCAGUUGGUGUCGCAAGGACAUAUUGAGAGUGAAGAUGAGUUGCUUGAGAGAAAGACACUCGUUGAAAAAGUCAUCGACAGGCUUAUGUACCAUGAUCAAGUCAUAAUACCUCUCCAGACCACCGGCCUCAAAUCAACGCAGAAAUCCUCAGAACAAGAGAUAGAAGAUGAUCCGUUAUUAGUGGUGCAUCCGAAUUACGUUGUUGACGCGUAGACAUUCCUUUGUUUUACUGAUAGGCUGGUCUUUUUGUAAUAAAUAUUUUUCUAA
This is a messenger RNA of Maniola jurtina (meadow brown), 2786 nucleotides long. It is a transcript of the gene Mcm6, whose product is annotated as DNA replication licensing factor Mcm6. The transcript is spliced from 15 exons. Lineage: Eukaryota; Metazoa; Arthropoda; Insecta; Lepidoptera; Nymphalidae. Gene Ontology annotation, cellular component: MCM complex; nucleus. Gene Ontology annotation, biological process: double-strand break repair via break-induced replication; DNA replication initiation; mitotic DNA replication. The coding region runs from base 267 to 2732 and encodes 821 amino acids. The record is from RefSeq and is a predicted model, not a curated record. Gene Ontology annotation, molecular function: single-stranded 3'-5' DNA helicase activity; ATP binding; single-stranded DNA binding.